Messenger RNA from Chara braunii, 699 nucleotides. The record is from the annotation of a GenBank genome assembly. NCBI's taxonomy places the organism in Eukaryota, Viridiplantae, Streptophyta, Charophyceae, Charales, Characeae.
AGAUGUGGGAGAUCGAUCGGUAGCGCAUGGCGCCACGUGGACAGUACCAAUUCAAAAUGCGAGAGAGCGAAUCCGGCGAAGGCGCUGGCCGGCAAAUCGGAAGGGGGCACGUCCCGAAGUCCAAAAUGUUGCGCGGGGCUCACGGAUCGGAGGGCGAGAUGGGGGGUGAGGGGGGACAGGACGUGUCGCCCAUGGAUGUACCUUCUACGGCCACGCCAACGCUCAGGUUCGGGAGAGAUGGUGUCAGCAGGGAGCGGAUGAUUGCACUGGCCAACCUUGGUCUUCUAGGGACUCCACGUGGCAACAGGAGCGGAACCGUGCGUUCUCAAGGGAUUGUCACCAACGACACGAUACCGCAAAGACCUGUCCGUUCAACGUCAACGAUCGUUUCCGUUGUCGAACGCACGGCUAAAGGACAAGUCUCUGUGUCCCCCUUGUGCCAUGUGGAUCCGUCGAACACGUUGAUGGCCGGGGGGUCGUCGAGGGUUGUCGCACCUUCCGCACAAGCAGGAAGCCCCAGUGUCCAUGCCACCGCCACUGCUGCGGGAGAAAGGCGAGAAGAUCGGAGGGCCGAAGAGGUGGGGAGGAAAGAGGAGAGGAGGGAUGAGAUUCUGCGGCCAGACUGCGAGGACGACGACUCUCAGAACUUAAGGAAGAAACGAACGCGUUAGGAGGAAGAGUUGGAGGCAAAAUCCAAGC